Austrofundulus limnaeus is the source of this 2014-nucleotide messenger RNA. Its product is annotated as cytochrome P450 2J6. Gene Ontology annotation, molecular function: heme binding; oxidoreductase activity, acting on paired donors, with incorporation or reduction of molecular oxygen, reduced flavin or flavoprotein as one donor, and incorporation of one atom of oxygen; iron ion binding. NCBI's taxonomy places the organism in Eukaryota, Metazoa, Chordata, Actinopteri, Cyprinodontiformes, Rivulidae. Gene Ontology annotation, biological process: xenobiotic metabolic process. Gene Ontology annotation, cellular component: intracellular membrane-bounded organelle; cytoplasm. The record is from RefSeq and is a predicted model, not a curated record.
CAAAAAGAAAAAAAACUGUAUGUAAUGUGUUACACAUGGAGUUUUUAUUUUUAUUUAUUUAACCUUUAUUUAGCCAGGUAAACAGUUUGAGAAACACUUCUCUUUUACAAACAUGACCUGGCAUGCACUGAGUGCAUUGUAAUUUACAAACCUACAAAUUCAGCCAUAGUAAAGUGAUUGUAAAUUUUAAUCGCUAUUAAAAUUUUUCUGCCCACGCAGCACUAAAAUUAAUCAGAGUUAACGUGAUUAAUUUCACUGCCCUAAUUACGAUAUAUAGGUUUGUUUGUUUGUUUGUUUGUUUCAUUUCUGCUGACUCAGAUGUUUUUUCAGGUUGCUGGUCAAUACUGUAGCUCAUUUUGUUUAUGCAAUGUAGAGGUCAGAGUCCAGUAUAAUCAGUAAUUUAUUUCCCCUGCCCUAGCAGAACUGAUAAAGCUGACAUUUUACCCUUGUACAGUAGCUCUUUAUCUUCAAUCAAAAGGAAGAUUUUUUCAUUUGGCUUUUGGCAGGAUGGAGUCUUUUMUUGCCACAGUUGGAUCCUAUGUUGAGUGGGACUUUAAAAGUCUGCUGCUGUUUGUGGCAGUUUUUAUCAUCGCUGCAGAUUAUAUUAAAAACCGUCGACCCGUUGGUUUUCCUCCAGGACCUCCAGCUCUUCCAAUUCUGGGCAACAUGUUCACUUUGGACAUGAACAGGACCCAUGAGAGCCUAAUGGAGCUGGCAAAGAAAUAUGGGAAUGUGUACAGUCUACGGUUUGGUCAGCAGCGGUCCGUAGUUUUAAAUGGGUUUGAAGCUGUGAAAGAAGGUCUGGCAACAAAGGGAGACAGCACAAUUGACCGUCCAAAUUUUCCUUUACAUGAGGAGAUUGUACAUGGGCUAGGUGUGAUUUUUAGCAYUGGGAAUAUGUGGAAACAGCAGAGACGUUUUGCACUUUCAACACUCAAGUAUUUUGGAUUUGGGAAGAAAUCUCUCGAACCUGUCAUAAUGGAUGAAUUCACACACUGUGCAGAAGAGAUCAGAGCCUAUAAUGCCAAGCCAUUCGAUCCACAUCUGGUCAUCAACAAUGCUGUUGCCAACAUCAUCUGCCAGCUGGUGUUUGGUCAUCGCUUUGAGUACGGUGAUGAGAGAUACACAAAGCUGAUGCUGCUGUUUGACAAAAGUCUCCAGGUCGAAGCCUCCAUCUGGGCACAGCUCUACAAUUCCUUCACUCUGCUGAUGAAAUGUCUGCCAGGUCCACAUCAGAUGGUCAAACAGAUCUGGAACGAGGUGAAGAAGUUCAUACAAGCAGAGCUGGAAGAGCACAAGAAGAAGUGGGAUCCCUCAGAGCUGAGAGAUUACAUCGACUGCUACCUGAAUGAGAUUCACAUGAAUCAAGGCCAAAAGGACAACACUUUCGAUGAGGAGAACUUGAUUAUGUGCGUUUUAGAUCUGUUCCUGGCCGGUUCAGAAACCACAUCCACCACCCUCCGCUGGGCCUUUCUCUACAUGGUAAAAUAUCCAGAAAUCCAAGAGAAGGUCCAGGCUGAGAUAGACAGAGUGAUUGGACAGUCCAGACAGCCAUCCAUGGAGGAUCGUGCAAACCUGCCCUACACCGACGCUGUGAUCCACGAGAUCCAAAGGAUGGGUAACAUAGCCCCUCUCGCUUUACCACAUGCCACUAAUAAAGAAGUCCAGCUGGGAGGCUACACCAUCCCAAAGGGAGUUCUGAUAAUUCCUAAUUUAGCUUCAGUGUUGUUUGACAAGAAUGAGUGGGAGACACCUUUCACCUUCAAUCCAGAACAAUUCCUGGAUAAAGAGGGCAAGUUUGUGAAACGAGCAGCUUUCAUUCCCUUUUCUACAGGAAAGCGUCUGUGCCUUGGAGAGAACCUGGCCCGGAUGGAACUGUUUCUCUUCUUCACCUCCUUCAUGCAGCACUUUACUUUCUCCAUGCCCGCUGGAGAUCAAGUUAGGAUGGAGUACCGCUAUGGAAUCACUCUAGCACCGAAACCAUAUGAAAUCUGCAUAACUCCUCGUCAAGAUC